Danio aesculapii is the source of this 1129-nucleotide messenger RNA. RefSeq names its product nebulette (gene nebl). NCBI's taxonomy places the organism in Eukaryota, Metazoa, Chordata, Actinopteri, Cypriniformes, Danionidae. Gene Ontology annotation, cellular component: focal adhesion. The record is from RefSeq and is a predicted model, not a curated record. The transcript is spliced from 7 exons. Gene Ontology annotation, molecular function: actin filament binding. Bases 239 to 1084 code for a protein of 281 amino acids.
CCUCCAACAGUCUCAGUGGGUGAUGUUUGUUCAAAUCUCACGCAUCUUUGCUCCAGUUUCCUCACUGCGAGAGCAGCCGCACGCUGAUAAACACGCGCGAAUUUAAAGCUCUGCGACAUAAACUCGCCACAUGCUGCAACAAAUCUGACAUACCUUUGAAAUUUAGCUACAGCUUCUGGACUAUCGGACUUUUCGGAGAAGUUAUGCUAUUUUCUCAGACCGUCGCAACGGCUUCAAAAUGAACCCUCAUUGCGCGCGCUGUGGAAAAAUCGUCUACGCAACAGAGAAAGUGAACUGCCUGGAUAAGUAUUGGCACAAAGGAUGCUUCCAUUGCGAGGUGUGUAAAAUGACUCUCAACAUGAACAACUACAAGGGAUAUGAGAAGAAGCCCUACUGCAACGCGCACUACCCAAAACAGACCUUUACUAUAGUGACAGACACUCCUGAAAACCUUCGACUGAGACAGCAAAGUGAGCUCCAAAGUCAGGUGAAAUACAGGAAGGAUUUUGAACAGAGCAAGGGUCGGGGCCUCAAAUUUGUCCUGGAUACUCCUGAGCUACAGAGACUGAGGAAGGCCCAGGAUCAGAUCAGUAAUGCGAAGUAUCAUAAGGACUUUGAGGUGUCAGGACUGCAAGGGGUCACUCAGGGAAUGCGUGGGACAUACGUGGUGCGAUCUCAGAUGACGCCGAACAAUGAGACUGUGGCAAACAGCACACACAAGGCUGUCCAUCAGUACAUUAUGGAGAUGGAUCGAAGACCUGGUGUUAUUGUGGCACCUGUUCUUCCUGGUGCAUACUAUCCCAACAGUCACAGCCAUGGACACAGCUACAUGCAUCAGACCAGCAUGCAUUCACUGAGGUCAAUGCAACUGAGUGUAAAUAACUUAAUGCACACACCUGGUCUGCAGACUGUGUACAGGGCUCUGUAUGACUACAUGGCGCAGGAUUAUGAUGAGGUGUCAUUUCGGGACGGGGACAUCAUUCAGAACGUGCAGCCAAUUGAUGAAGGUUGGAUGUAUGGUACAGUACAGAGGACGGGCAGAUCAGGAAUGCUGCCUGCCAACUAUGUUGAGGGCAUUCGCUAGUGUUCCUACAGCACAUCUGAAUGGAAAUUGUUCAUAGGCAUCAAA